AUGAAUACAAACACAUUCGCCGAGCGCAUAGUAGCGGCGAUCAAAGGACGCCCUCUCUACCCAGGACUUGCAGCAGCAGCAGCAACACUUGGUUUGGGAUGGCUUGUGAGUGACUAUAGAACAUGGAAAGCCUUUGGUACAGGGGGCACACCGCCAAACGUGCUUGGCUAUUGCCGUAUGACUCUUCUGCGCAUUGUUUUCGCCUACCACAUUCCCAGUCAGACGGAUUAUAAAACGAUAAGCCCUGAAGGACAGUCCUAUCUAAAGACCAUCCCACCGCGUGCAGGCGGCCGCGCAAAGAUCAUGCCGCGCAUCCUGCCCCAAAGACAGUUUGUCGAACCCAUCGACCCAUCAACUCGCGACCGACUCAUGGACCUGAUGCGCCGCCUGGCCGAUGAACACCCGGAGCUUUUCGAGAUGAAACUGUCCCAGGCAGAAGGCGGUACUGCCGAUGGACUGUAUGUCCGCGACGAGGUCGUAGGGAUGAAUCACGAGGUCCGCGAAACCCGCAGGUUGGACAAGGAAAUCGCACACGCACACCCGUCUGAGAACAGCUUGCAUGUUUGGUUGAGUAACCUGGAUGCGCGCAAGGUUAUUGAGGCUGGCUGGGGCCAGCGGUUCCCUUUGCCCAUGACCCCGACUGGGUUUAUCAUGGUAUAUGCGCCGAGAAACAGCUCGGAGAUGGACGUGGUUGAGGAUAUUGUGAGAGCAAGCGCCCACUGGGCCACGGGUGUUGCGAUCUAA
This is a messenger RNA of Talaromyces rugulosus, 744 nucleotides long. RefSeq lists its product as uncharacterized. The transcript is spliced from 3 exons. Bases 1 to 744 code for a protein of 247 amino acids. Lineage: Eukaryota; Fungi; Ascomycota; Eurotiomycetes; Eurotiales; Trichocomaceae. The record is from RefSeq and is a predicted model, not a curated record.